This is a messenger RNA of Pecten maximus, 2676 nucleotides long. Its product is annotated as transcription intermediary factor 1-beta-like. Gene Ontology annotation, biological process: positive regulation of DNA-templated transcription. Bases 146 to 2134 code for a protein of 662 amino acids. Lineage: Eukaryota; Metazoa; Mollusca; Bivalvia; Pectinida; Pectinidae. Gene Ontology annotation, cellular component: nucleoplasm; chromatin. The record is from RefSeq and is a predicted model, not a curated record. The transcript has 2 exons. Gene Ontology annotation, molecular function: ubiquitin-protein transferase activity.
AAUUAUGAUACCGCCCGCCGCCAGUGAUCUGUAUAUUAUACACGACAAGGAAGUAAAGGAAUGACUCGUCGCCUGGAAACGAUCGAUGGUUUUAUCGUAGUUUAGACCAUUGUAGGGUCACUGUAUAUCCUUCGUGAACCUUAAAAUGGCUGAAGGUGGACACCCUCCAGAACUGGACAUACACUUACUGGAAUGUCCUAUCUGUCUGGAGCGACUUCAAAAACCAAAGUCCUUACCCUGUCUCCACUGCUUCUGUCAGGAAUGUCUCGGGACCUACAUCACCAAGGAGUUGUCUGGGAAGAUGGCGUCAGAAACAUCCUUCCCUUGUCCUGUCUGUAGGAGGGUGACCCCGCCUGUCAAUCCUGUGGACUCUAAGGAUAAGUGGGCAGAUCAGUUCCCAACUAACGCUGUCAUCCAGGACCUAAUUCAGCUCAAGGAACGAUCGUCUGAACCACUGUACUGUAAACCCUGUCAGAAAAAAGGUAACAUGACCAACCCUGCGCAAUUCUGGUGCAAGGACAUGGCAGUGAACUUUUGCGAUGAUUGUAAGGUGCAAUUCCACGAUAUUUUGCACAAUGAAUGCGGUAUCUUAGAUAUCAGUGGAUAUGGUAAUAACCGGACGAAUCUGGAAAAGUCAGUCCCUCGAUGUGACCAGCACGAUAAGAAGAAGGUUUGGUAUUGUGAGGACCAUCAACUCUUAGGAUGCAGCAUAUGUAUGUUGGAAUUCCACAGAUGUUGUGAAGAGGUGACAACAGCUAUGAAGUAUUUUCAGAGAUUAAAAGAUGGUUCACAGCUAGCAGACAUGCAAGAUUCCUUGAAGAAAAACGCCGACGUUAUUGACAUAAUAGUGAAGGAUUUUGAUGAACAGCUUCAAAAUCUGGUACAGAACCAGGAAACAGCACUACAGAGUAUCACCGAUCUACGUCAAAAGGUCGAUAAACGGCUAAACACGCUACAGAAGGACGUCACAGACAAGUUGAUCGCGUCGUUCAAAGAGGAGAAGAGAAACAUGGAGUCGUCAUUACGGCAGUGUGAACGUCUGAUGAAUAGUAUGUUAAAUACUAUGAAGUCGUCCGUUACCGCCGUAGAGGGAAAUGACCACAUUGAGACGAUAGUGUUGUACCAGAGAGGACAUGCAGAGGUGGAGUCAUGUAAGGCCCUGAUAACGGACAUGAGAAAGUCGUACACGUCCGUCAGAAUCAAGCAUCAUGUUACAAAUGAACACGGAAAUCUUGAUGACGACGCAAUGGGAAAGAUCAUAAUCGAGAAACAUUCACGACGUUUGCGUGGCAACCAUGGUGAUCUAGAACCACCCUUGUUAGAACGCGAAGUGAAGGAAAUCGGAAAGUUCAACAUAAAGAUUCCGUCAGAUAAAGAUAAUUGCUGUGCCCGUGGUGUUGUUUACCUCCCAUGUGAUCAAAUAGUUGUAAGUGAUUACAACAACAAGAAGCUGAAGCUGUUUACAGACAAAGGACAGUUACUGGACGAGUUGUCCAUUCGAGGACGUCCCAAUGAUCUGUGUCUGGUAGACAACAACACUGUGGCGGUCGCUGUCUCCGGUCCUGGUGGUAUACAUGUCGUGAAAGUCGAGGCAUCAAAACUCUCCAUGUCGUCUGAGAUCAGGAUGUCAAAUGGUGAGGACUGUUAUGGUAUAACACGUACAGACGGGAGGUUUAUCGUGGGUACAUAUGGAGGUGGAGUAUACAGUGUAACCCAGGACGGCGUGGCUGACUUGUUACAUCAGUAUAACAGUACCUGUUGGUCACUCACACAUGACUCAGUAAAGGGAGACACACUCGUCAGUGUCUAUAGCGACACCAUGGGAGACGUCGUGGUGUCCAGACUGUCGGCUGAUAAACGUCACACAGACGUGAUGAAGGUCGGCGUCGUGAGUCGUCCCAGGGUAAUAGACGUAGACAGGGAGGGAAACAUCUACGUGUGUGGUUAUAAAUCACACAACGUCGUACAGAUGUCUGGGGACGGGACACACGUCAGGGAAUUGCUGUCAUCUGACGGAAUUAAAUACCCAUGGGCAAUAUCGAUCAAUGGUAACAGAUUCGUAGUCACUCGACAUCUUAACUCGUUCCGUGGCGAAGAUGAGGAUAAUUAUAUUCGGGUCUUUCAGCUCUACUAGUGUGAAUAGAAGAUUAGAUCCCCUUGUCGAGAAAUGUGUUGUUUACUCAAGUAAUCGGCGUCACCAUCUUCCAAACACUGAUGCGUGAUACAGUUGUCUCCUGAUGUAUCUGUGGUAGAUAACUGCAAAUAAUGAUAAACUCGCGAUAUUAUUCAGCUUUAAAAUGUAUAAAACAGACACAAAUGAAGGCCGAUAGUUUGAGAUGUUUAUUUGCCGUAACAGUCUGAUAAAUAUGUACAUGGUGACAAGUUUGUGGUCACUGAUUAUUAUGGCAACCCCAUUAGGAUCUUUCAGCUCUCAUAAUGUUUACAAUAACAGACACAAACGCAAGCUGAUCACGUGAUAUUUAGGUUGACCGUAAAAAAGGAAAUACACAUAGUUGGACAAAUUGCUAUACCAACUUGAGACAUAAACAUGAACGUUUUACAUAUAACUUCAACUGAUAUGCGACAUUGUGGCUAAAGUCAUUGUAAAUGUACAUUAAGAAUUAGCAAUUAUCAAUAAUUUUUGUAGUCAAAAAAAAGAUAAUAUCCUUGAUUUUU